UCCUCCUCCUGCUGCUCCUCCUCCUCGCUCCCAGCACCUCCCCGACCUCCCCCUCGGGCGCUCUCGCGCUAACUGCGCUCUUCCGGGGCCCCUCUGCCCGCUUCCAGCCAUGGUGCUCUGGCGCUCGGCGUUCUUCAUCUGCCUCGCUUUCUCCUUGGCCACUCUGGUCCAGAGAGGAUCUGGGGACUCUGAUUUACGUCUGGAGGAUGCAUUUGAAGAAACUUCCUCAGUAAAGCAGAGAUGGGACCAUGGCACCACUACAACCAAGAGACCAGUAGCAACCAGAGCUCCAGCCAAGCCUGCAGAUAAUGAUUUUAACUUGGCUGAUGCCUUGGAUGAUCGAAAUGAUCGAGACGAUGGCCGCAAGAAACCAAGCGCAGGAGCAGGAGGUUUUUCAGACAAGGAUCUUGAAGACAUACUAGGUGGUGGGGAAUACAAACCUGACAAAGGUGAUGGUCGGUAUGGCAACAAUGACGACCCUGAAUCCGGAAUGUCGGCAGAGGCUGGCACAAUAGCUGGCGUGGCCAGCGCCCUGGCUAUGGCCCUGAUCGGCGCGGUCUCCAGCUACAUCUCGUAUCAGCAGAAGAAGUUCUGCUUCAGCAUCCAGCAGGGUCUAAAUGCAGACUACGUGAAGGGAGAGAACCUGGAAGCCGUUGUGAGCGAGGAACCCCAAGUGAAAUACCUGACGCUGCAAACGCAGUCUGCGGAGCUGCCGCCCUCCGACGCGCCCCGGAUCUGAGGGCCCCGCUCCGCGGCGGGCGCACACGGUGCCACCGCUUGCGACCGGCUCCUUGUUUCCUUUGGACCCCCCGCUGCCGUACUGCUUCGCUGUCGUCAUUGGCUUCUCGUCUUAAGUUUUCCAGAAGAGCUGUGGGUGUGUGUGAGUUUGGCUUCCGUGCCGGCCCCGCCACAGGGGCCCUGAAGCCGCUCGGUGUGGAAUCCGAGAGCCGGCUCUGGCGGAGAGCCAGCACCUGCCUCGGAGUCGCCGGGCCGCCACCCCCCAGGGCCAGCCUGUGCCCGGGCCUGAAGGAGCUGGGGGCUGGGGAGACUGAGAUGACAGAGGGCGGGAGGACCUUUUUGCUCAGGGGAUGAGACUCUGAACCCAGGGUCGUGUGAUCCCCCACACGCUGCGUUGACUCAGCGUGGCCCUGGCAGUGGCCUCCAAGUGCUAUGCGUAGGGAUCCAGCAAGAACCUGGUUUGCUUGGAGCAAACCAGCGAGCAUCAGGUAACCACACACACACACACACACACACACACACACACCACCCAGUGGGGGUCAGGGGGUCCGGGAGCAGUGCGGGGCGGGGGGCAACUUUCAGCCCUUCUUUCCGGUCCCAACGUUUACACUGCUGGGCUCCCAGACAGCUGCUCCAAGUGGUGGCCUUUCAUUUCUUGAAGGGCAAACAUGCAUGUUUGGAUAGUCCUACCCUGAGAGUUUAGGAACCUUCUGGACAAGUAGGAAGCUGUGACUCUCAGGUCUAAUUCUUGGUGCGGUCUCCCGGCUGAUGUGAUUAGUUUUUAGGAAUCGUUGAUGCAUUGAAAUGAGUGCUCCCCUUCCACUCUGUAUUCUUGUUUUAGCCGCAAAAGCUACAGACCUCAAGGACGAGCAGCGAAGCCGGAAGCAUGCAUGUUGUUUGCUUGAAAUUGUAUUUGAUGUGGCAGGGGGAUGGGGAAAGGGACGUCUCCUUGGUUUACUGAAACCUGCCUGAGUCCGUGUGUCCACUUAUCCUGCCUGGCCUGUUUUGAAGAGCCUUUGGGGUGUUAUGCUCACUGCAGUAAAUACCAGAACCCAGGGCCUGGCCUGUCACCCGGCCCGGAGCUGUCUGGUCUGGGCUAGCUCCCUGAAACGUUCCAUAUGGCCCCCAUGUGGUCCUGUCUCCGGGAGCUCUGCUGAGGCCGAGCUAAAGUGUGGAGCCACCAUCUACUGAUAAUCAGUGUGUUGUGUCCAAAAGCACUUCCAGAAGCAUAGGUCGGCAGGAAGGCGGGGUCCUAUGGAUACGACUGCACGCGCCCCCUUUCUCCGCAGACAGCCCCAAGCAUCGUACGGGCUGUGUGUUAGCGCCCUGGCGUCGGCUGAGCUGGGAUGACAAAACGGUCAAAUCGGGGCGGGCCCUGCAGGUUGUAGAACACACACCUCGUGUGCCGGGGUUAGCAGCUGUCGUAAAAACACAUGUGGGAUGGGCCUCUGCUGCAGCGCGCAUCCGCAGGCUGCCCCGCAGACCCAUGUCCGCGUGUGUCCGUGGCCCUGAAAGGCCCCUUCCCCCAGCGCGACCGUGUGCGUGCGAGGCGGGUGUGUGGCACUGAGGAGACCCCUCUGCGUAGAGCCUCGGGGUCGUCGACUUGGCCGGGCUCGUCCCUGCCACGGACGGCGAGGGCCGACGGCCCCACCCCUGGCUGGUGCUGGGCAGCUGUAGAGGGUCUCUGGAUCCCUGGCCUGCCGCCAGCCAGUGUCCUAGGUGGUAGGACUUGGGCAGGGAUCAGGGCGGUGCUGGGCGGCUCCCCCGGUCCGGAUGGCUGCCCCACGAGGUCCCCGAGGCAUUUCAAAGGAAGAAAAACGAGGCAGUGGUCGUGCGUGGUAAAUUCUCUCCCUGCCGCGGGGAAGUCCGAGAAGUCAGUCAUGGUGGUCCGGAAGGAGGCUGCGUGUGUUGUGCCCCUGCCCCCCGUUGCCAGCUGUGACUCUAUAGGGAGGCUUCUGUGGCGGCGGAGACCCUGCACUCCCACCGCUCUGAUGUACAGUCAGUGCUGCGUGCGAGUCCCUUCGCUCACAGCAGCGACUUCAGUUAAGAGACCUGUUUUUCGCUCCCUUGCGAGAACGGCCGUAGCCCAGCGCCCGGCCCUCCUGGUGACGGGCUGGGCCUGGAAAGUCACUCGGUCACCUGACUGCAGAGCUCCCGCCCCUUGGGGUGCUGGGCACCGAUGCCCGCAGAAGCGUCGCCUCUUGGAACCGUGUCUAUUUGAACGUUGCGUUGACGGCCCCGGGCCUGCCCCAGAUGAUGUGGAAGCCUGUGGGAACUAGAAGGGCCAGUGGAGAACACGUGACUCGUUUCAGCUUAACCGGGCAGUGGGAGUGCAGUGUGGAUGACCGAGUGCUGAGCGCGGGAGGAAGGGCGCAUGGCCGCUGGCUGGUGGGGUGCCAUGGGGCCCGCCGAGCUGGGAGUGCCUGUGCGCUUUGUCCGAGGAAGAAAUGGAGACUGGCUCAGAAUCCUCUGUACUUUUUGUGUGCUUGUGUUUAAACGUGAAUUGUCAACUGUCUUGUGUUUGCAUUAAACAAAAUGGAACCUAACAGCUCA
Molecule: messenger RNA, 3291 nt
Organism: Panthera uncia (snow leopard)
Lineage: Eukaryota; Metazoa; Chordata; Mammalia; Carnivora; Felidae
Gene: CD99L2
Product: CD99 molecule like 2
Exons: 9
Coding region: 110-739 (209 amino acids)
Source: RefSeq, a predicted model, not a curated record